AUUUCAAAGGCCAUGGAAUGCUCCCUGAACAGCUAGCUGCUUGCUCUCUACCCAAGUGUUGACACCUCGUAAGAAAUAAUGAUAGCAACUUCUUGGGAUGUUGCUCAGGAGUUCAGAUCUUGUGACUGCCUUUCUGGAAGAAGUUAUUUUAUGUAAAUAUCAUUACUUUCUGCUUUAGAGCAGAGAGAAUUUUCCCAGAGCUAGUGAAGCAAUUGCCUGAAGAGGAGAAGCCAGAAAGUGGUAAAAAGGGACUUAAGAGAUGAAAGUAUAUCUUGGAGACUGGAAAGUUAAUAUCCAAUGGAAUCGAAUAAGCUUUGGCAUCUGUGUCUGUAGGAGUUCCUUCUCGUGAACACUGUCACCUAAUUUCUUUCAGAUUCCCAGAGACUCCAGAAGGAUGUCUUACCAGCAGCAGCAGUGCAAGCAGCCCUGCCAGCCACCUCCUGUGUGCCCUGAACCAUGCCCACCUAAGUGCCCUGAACCAUGCCCACCUCCAAAGUGCCCUGAACCAUGCCCACCUCCAAAGUGCCCUGAGCCAUGCCCACCUGUGCAGUGCCCACCUCAGCCAUGCCAGCAGAAAUGCCCUCCUGUGCAGGUAUUCCAACCCUGCCAGCAGAAGUGCCCACCUAAGAGCAAGAAUCUUCAGGAUUCAUCAGGAUCAUGA
Molecule: messenger RNA, 661 nt
Organism: Trichechus manatus latirostris (Florida manatee)
Lineage: Eukaryota; Metazoa; Chordata; Mammalia; Sirenia; Trichechidae
Product: small proline-rich protein 2E-like
Exons: 2
Coding region: 395-661 (88 amino acids)
Cellular component (GO): cornified envelope
Source: RefSeq, a predicted model, not a curated record